AUGUAUGGCAACGAGGCCGAGGAGCCCAGCUUCACCGAAACUGGCAGCCUCAGCGGCUCCAGCGACGAUGAAGGCGAUGGCCUUGCUGGCCUGCGUGUCGAGGGCGCUUAUGACCCCAAGGACUAUGAGGGCCUCCAGGUCAAGCCCGAGGUGAAAGAGCUUUUCCAGUUUGUCACAAACUAUACACCCGAGACGACAGAGCUGGACACAAAGCUCCGCCCUUUCAUUCCAGAUUACAUCCCCGCAGUCGGCGAUAUUGAUGCGUUCAUCAAGAUCCCACGCCCGGAUGGACAACCUACGGUCCUGGGCUUGGAGGUCGUUGACGAGCCCUGUGCUGCCCAGUCCAAUUCAACAGUGCUUGAUCUUCACCUCCGCACCAUCGCCAAGACCACGGCUGCCAAGGCCGUAAAGCGCAACACAGUGGCCGAUGCCGAGAACAACAACAAAGCCAUCGAAGACUGGAUUGAGAGCAUUGCCCAGGUGCAUCGCGACAAGCAACCCCAAACAGUCCACUACACGAGCCGCAUGCCCGAUAUCGAAUCGCUGAUGCAAGAAUGGCCCGAAGGCGUCGAGCGCGUUCUCGACAACGUUCAGCUCCCUUCUGCUGACCUCAACGUGGACAUCAAGGAAUACGCUGAUAUCGUCUGCACAAUGUUCGAUAUCCCGACGCAAAAGUCUAGGAUCCAGGCACUUCACUUAUUGUUCACCCUCUUUGCCGAAUUUCGCAACUCGCAACACUUUGCCAACCCCGAAGACGAGGAAGCGGCGACGGCGAGCAACGACGUGGGCGAGGACCGACUCGAGCUUUGA
Messenger RNA from Monosiga brevicollis MX1, 810 nucleotides. RefSeq lists its product as uncharacterized. Gene Ontology annotation, biological process: cilium assembly; intraciliary transport. Lineage: Eukaryota; Choanoflagellata; Craspedida; Salpingoecidae. Gene Ontology annotation, cellular component: centrosome; intraciliary transport particle B; motile cilium. Bases 1 to 810 code for a protein of 269 amino acids. The record is from RefSeq and is a predicted model, not a curated record. The transcript is spliced from 4 exons.